UUGGGUGCAGCAAGGUUUUAAGUGGCACCGGCUAGUCCUCGCGACCAUUCAGUACCGUAACCGAACUGCUCGCGAAAUGGUCAUCAGGUGUAAAGUGAACCGCAACCAGCAUUACCGUUGGUAUGCAAUCGUAGGACUGCUGCUCGGUUUUGAACUGGGUAUUGCUGCGAGUGUUAGUCCUCUGCGUGAACUAGUGGCUUGGGAUACACUAUCACCCAUCGGCGGAUCAACGGAGACCGUCUUUGCACCGGCAGCCGAGAUCGAUCAAUCGUACUUCCUCCCAAACAACUCGAUCCCCACGCACUACUCCAUCUCACUGGAAACGGAUAUUCACCAGAAUGUGCGAACGUUCCGUGCAACCACCUGGGUGUAUCUAACGAUCCUCGAACCAUCCGAUCGCAUAACGAUGCAUCUGCAGGAGCUCACGAUCAUGGAGGCGCGACUAUACCGGGUGGCAAGUUCUGGUGGACAAGCGAUUGAGAUUGAUCAACCAGCGCGCAUCGUCAAUAUCGCACUCGAGCACGUUACCUUCCGCACGGCCGCAACUCUCCCCACGGGAAACUAUGCGCUCCGCAUCGUGUAUACGGGCAUUAUGCUGAACUACCAGAGUGGCUACCUUGCUUCGCAGUACCGGAACGAACAGGAUCAAUGGCGCUACGUCGGUUCGACCCACUUCCAGGCGACGCACGCACGCCGACUGUUACCGUGCUACGACGAACCGGCUCUAAAAGCCACGUUCGACUUACAGAUACGACACCAUCGGGACUACAAAGCAAUUGCCAACAUGCCCCGUACGUCCAUUGAGAUCGAUCCUACCAACCGCGAGUAUUUGAUAUCGGUCUUCGAGACGACACCGCGUAUGUCCACCUAUCUGCUGGCCUUCGCCGUUACCGACUUCGCAACACGAGAGAACGGGAAACACCAGGUGGUGGCGCGUUCCAAUGCCAUAAACGAUGCGGACUAUGCACUCCAGGUUGGAGCAACGAUACUGGAGCGCCUCGAGGACUAUCUCGGUGUACCGUAUUACGAAUACAUGCCGAAGUUGACAUCCAUCGCCAUUCCUGAUCGGGGCACAGGUGCCAUGGAGAAUUGGGGUCUAGUUACGUACGGGGAACCGGUAAUGCUCUACAAUCCGACCGUAAAUACCUACCGCAAUCGGAAAGACGUCACGACAAUCAUUGCACACGAAUACGCCCAUCAGUGGUUCGGAGAUCUGGUCAGUCCGCUCUGGUGGCAGUACAUCUGGCUGAACGAGGGGUUUGCCACCCUCUUCCAAUACUACGCCACACGGUUGGCUGUACCGGGUGAUGAGUACUGGGAGCUGUUUAACGGGGAAGUCAUUCAACGCGCAUUCCAGGAUGAUGCCAGCGAAACCAUACACUCCAUGAACCAGAAUGCGGCCACUCCGCAAGAGAUACUCGCGCUGUUUGAUUCCAUUGCCUAUAAAAAAGCGGGCAGUGUGUUGAACAUGUUCCGCAAUGUCCUCGGAGAGUCUAGCUGGCAGGAAGGACUGAAACAGUACCUAAAAGAUUACGAGCUGACCGUUGCCAGCGAUAGUACGCUCAGCUUUUAUCUGCAGCAAGCGGUAGAGGGUAAUGACAUACUGCCACAAGGUGUCAAGGUGCAAGAUCUGCUAGCCUCAUGGACCAACGCUCCCGGCUUUCCGGUGCUCACCGUAAAUCGACUUUACCGCGAUGGCUGGAUGAUUCUGUCCCAGAACCGCUUCAUGAACGGCAAGGUACUGCCGGUCGAGCAUGUCUGGCACAUUCCGUACAACUAUGCCUAUGCAUCGUCAGCCUCGUUUUACGAUCUAUCACAGUACGACUGGCUGGCCGCACCAGCAGCCAAGAUCGCAUCGACCGUUCCCGACAACGAAUGGGUUGUGUUCAACAAGCAGCAGACGGGUUACUAUCGCGUAAACUACGAUCGACGCAACUGGGAGCUGCUGAUCGAAGCGCUGCACGCUAACCACAUUGCCAUCCAUCGUCUCAACCGUGCCCAGCUCAUCGACGAUGCGUUCCAUCUGGCCCGAGCCGAUCUACUCGACAUGAGUGUCGUCCUGCGGCUGCUUCGCUAUCUGCGCAACGAGCGCGACUACGCACCGUGGCAGGCCGCUGAUCAAGUCCUGACGUUCCUGUACGAACAGCUGCACGGUACCGAGCACGAGCAUGCGUUCCUCAUCUUCAUGGACGAGCUCAUAGAGGAGGUGUACGCUACGCUAUCCGUCGACACGGUUAAUCCCGGUGAAACGACGCUCUACAAAUAUCUGAAACAGCUUAUUACGGGAUGGGCAUGCAGAAUCGGUUACAAGGAUUGCCUGCAGCGUUCCCGGGAAGCACUUCGCAAGGAGUACAGCACUCCGAGUGCCGGGGAAACCGCCGUUCCCGUGCACCCCGAUGUACGAGCCGUUGUUUACUGCCAUGGACUGCAGGAGGAUACCGAGCCCGAGUUCCAGGCAAUAUAUAUGCGGCUGAUGAAUUCCCGUAAUCAGGCCGAGCGUACAGAUCUGCUGAAAGCGCUAGGCUGCUCUCAGAACGAAAACAGUCUUCGCACGUUAUUGGCAACUAUAGUGUUAAGCGCAAGUCCUGGCACCAACUUUAUCUAUCUCAGUGAGGAACGGGCCCAACUCUUGAACGCGGUUACAACCGGCACAACCGGCGUCGGUAUCGCCACUUUUGUGGACGUUUACAGUGAUACGGUUUCGUUGCAAACGGCAAUCAGUAUCGCCGGAGCAGGAGCGAUGGAAUCGGCUGUCAGGAAUGUUGCUGCCCAGUGCAACACUCCGCAGGAGCGAGAACAACUCGAGACAUUACUAAAAGCGGUCACAGGAUACGUUAGUUCAGCAACGGUAAACUCAGCUCGUGCUCUGGCUACCGCCAAGUUGGACUGGUUCAAUUCAGCCGAAGCACUAAUUGUGGCCGAGUUUCUCGAGAGCUACAACAACAUCUGAGCUCAACGAGAUUGCACAAUGGAGAUGAAAGUGACGCAAUAAAUUAGAGAAAAAAAUGCCUAGAGCACGAUGAAAACUAAUCGAGCCAGUAUCUUAUCUAGUCACAGAGUCCAUCGGGAUGUGACGGCUUCGCCCAUCUUACGCAUUGUCAGCCGUUAUCAGGAGAUGCUUCGAUUUUGGGUGAACUGAAUUAAAUAAUAAACGACUAGACAGGAGCACAAUGCUCUCUCGUUA
Messenger RNA from Anopheles darlingi, 3184 nucleotides. RefSeq names its product aminopeptidase N-like. Gene Ontology annotation, molecular function: metalloaminopeptidase activity; zinc ion binding; peptide binding. The coding region runs from base 77 to 2950 and encodes 957 amino acids. Gene Ontology annotation, cellular component: cytoplasm. Gene Ontology annotation, biological process: proteolysis; peptide catabolic process. The transcript is spliced from 4 exons. Lineage: Eukaryota; Metazoa; Arthropoda; Insecta; Diptera; Culicidae. The record is from RefSeq and is a predicted model, not a curated record.